Cynocephalus volans (Philippine flying lemur) is the source of this 1542-nucleotide messenger RNA. It is a transcript of the gene AGXT2, whose product is annotated as alanine--glyoxylate aminotransferase 2. Gene Ontology annotation, biological process: glyoxylate catabolic process. The transcript has 14 exons. Gene Ontology annotation, molecular function: pyridoxal phosphate binding; L-alanine:glyoxylate transaminase activity. Gene Ontology annotation, cellular component: mitochondrion. Bases 1 to 1542 code for a protein of 513 amino acids. The record is from RefSeq and is a predicted model, not a curated record. NCBI's taxonomy places the organism in Eukaryota, Metazoa, Chordata, Mammalia, Dermoptera, Cynocephalidae.
AUGACUCUAGCCUGGAGACAUUUGCCGAGAGCCCUGCACCUGGAGACCUCCUCUCCCAGGAUCCCCAAGACGCAUCCUUCCUUGAGCCAUGCUCCCUGGACAUCUGUAACCAGACUCAGUCUUCAUACAAAACCCACAAUGCCUCCAUGUGACUUCACGCCCGAAAGAUACCAGUCCCUCACCUACAACCGCGUCCUGCAGAUCCAUAAGCAACACCUUUCUCCAGUGGUGACGGCGUACUUCCAGGAGCCCUUGCUUCUCCACCAGGGGCACAUGCAGUGGCUGUUUGAUUCUGAGGGAAACAGAUACCUGGAUUUCUUUUCCGGGAUUGUCACUGUCAGUGUUGGUCAUUGCCACCCAAAGGUAAACGCAGUGGCACAAAAGCAGCUCAGCCGCCUGUGGCACACAAGUUCUGUCUUCUUCCACCCUCCAAUCCACGAAUAUGCAGAGAAGCUUUCAGCACUUCUUCCUGAGCCUCUUAAGGUCAUUUUCAUGACAAACAGCGGCUCAGAAGCCAACGACCUGGCCAUGCUGAUGGCGAGAGCACACUCAGAUCAUACAGACAUCAUUUCCUUCAGAGGAGCCUACCACGGAAGCAGUCCUUACACACUUGGCUUAACAAAUGUAGGGACCUUCAGGAUGGAACUCCCCAGUGGGAUGGGUUGCCAAUCAACAAUGUGCCCAGAUGUUUUCCGUGGCCCUUGGGGAGGAAGCCACUGUCGAGAUUCUCCAGUGCAAACCAUUAGGCGAUGCAGCUGUGCACCAGACUGCUGCCAAGCUAAAGAUCAGUAUAUUGAACAGUUCAAAGAUACUCUGAGCACUUCUGUUGCCAAGUCAAUUGCUGGAUUCUUUGCGGAACCUAUUCAAGGCGUGAAUGGAGUUGUCCAGUACCCAAAGGGUUUUCUAAAGGAAGCCUUCGAGCUGGUGCGAGAGAGGGGAGGCGUGUGCAUUGCAGAUGAGGUGCAGACAGGAUUUGGAAGGUUGGGUUCUCAUUUCUGGGGCUUCCAAACCCAUGAUGUCCUGCCUGACAUUGUCACCAUGGCUAAAGGGAUUGGGAAUGGCUUUCCCAUGGCAGCAGUUGUAACAACUCCAGAGAUUGCCAAGUCAUUGGCUAAAUGCGUGAAUCACUUCAACACCUUUGGAGGGAACCCCGUGGCCUGCGCCAUUGGAUCUGCUGUGCUUGAGGUGAUUAAAGAAGAAAAUCUCCAGGAAAACAGUCAAGAAGUUGGUACCUACAUGUUACUGAAGUUUGCUAGGCUGAGGGAUGAGUUUGAAAUUGUUGGAGACGUCCGAGGCAAAGGCCUCAUGAUAGGAAUAGAAAUGGUGCAGGACAAGACGAGCCGCCAGCCUCUUCCCCGUGAAGAAGUAAAUCAAAUCCAUGAGGACUGCAAACACAUGGGGCUCCUCAUUGGCAGAGGUGGCAUUUUUUCCCAGACGUUCCGCAUCGCGCCCUCAAUGUGCGUCUCUAAACCAGAUGUUGAUUUUGCAGUGGAAGUGUUGCGUUCUGCCUUAACCCAACACACGGAGAGAAGAGCUAAGUAA